This is a messenger RNA of Scylla paramamosain (green mud crab), 4191 nucleotides long. Its product is annotated as innexin inx2-like. NCBI's taxonomy places the organism in Eukaryota, Metazoa, Arthropoda, Malacostraca, Decapoda, Portunidae. Gene Ontology annotation, molecular function: gap junction channel activity. Gene Ontology annotation, cellular component: plasma membrane; gap junction. Bases 759 to 1967 code for a protein of 402 amino acids. The record is from RefSeq and is a predicted model, not a curated record. The transcript is spliced from 5 exons.
ACCAACAUCCAUCCUCUCAUUCCUUCCCUCUUCCUCUCGUCCACACUGCUCUUACCACAUGCUCCCUAUUGUCAGGCCGUAGCUUAGCACACCCUCCGCUGCGCCAGGUAUAGCAAGACAGCGCGCGGAUCUGCGAUAGGAAGAAAACAGAGGGUCGCAUCUCAAAUUCCUGCGGGAAGUUUGGCGUCUGGAGUUGCUAGUCACGGGGCGGCUGUCUCUCUACCAGUCCUCCCUUAGGGCCGCCAGCGGACUCGUAAUAUUUAACCUCCUGGUGGAUAACUGGUCCUAUUUAACAGUCACAGAAGUAAUAGGGACUGCCGAGACUACCCAGGAGGCACCUCUGAUCCCGGCCUGGCGCAGCAGAGGCCAGGGCGGGGAAGCAGGGAAGAAGAACGUGAGGUGGAGCUUUGAAGGCGAAAAUACAGAGGUUGCAACGUUCAUCAGCGUGUUUCUAGCUGCCGCCACCACGCCGCCGCCUCCGCCACGCCCUCGGGCGUGAUGAGGCAUAUCUGACAUCAGCAGAGUGAGGAGGAGAAGAGGUAGUGACAGCACCCAUGGCUCAGCACUCAACCUUACACUGAUGCCUCACCUCACCUCAGCUCAUGAGUGAAGUCGACCGCAGCCUGCAACAACUCCUGGCUUCUUACGACCCCGCCGCGGCCAGACCCAAGCAGCCUCACCCCCAGGGUUGGCUUUAAGAGCCAUAUAACGAGGUUCAGUAGAAACCAGAAUUUUGUAUAUUAAAUAGAGAUAGAGGAAUGGUAAUGCCAGGCCAGAGUGGGAGGUCCUUUGACAUUAUCCGGCAGAUUGUCGGAAAUGUUGUCAAUAUCUUCAAUAAGCGGGCGUCGCCCUGCACCGCACCAUGUGAUGGCAUGGUGCUUAAGAUGCACUACCAGUGGACCUUUUGGGUCUUGCUUGGCGGCUUCUCUGCCAUCUGGUAUUCCUGGUACCACCGGGACGUGAUUACCUGUGCAUCUCACUUUAACGCUGAGACGCAGGUCAGGCUAGACUACAUCAACAUCUGUCUGUCUUACCCAUUUGUGGAGGGUGCGGGAGAGGACCUGGGGGAUGGGGAGGGCGGCCCGCGGCGCUACCUCCUGUUCUACCGCUGGAUCCACUGGGCCCUGCUGCUGCUGGCGGGCUUCUAUUACAUCCCACGCAAGAUCUCUAAGACCUCCGAGAAUUCCAAGGUGAAGAAGCUCAUAGAAGACCUGGCAGUGAAUGCUCACCGCUACGACGGGCUGGAGCGAGAGCUGGUGGAUCGCACCGCCAAGUACAUUGCCUACAACCUCAAGACCCACAAUGGCCUUUACUACAAAUAUGUCACCUGCAACCUGGUGGCCCUACUAGUGGACAUCUUCAGCUUCCAGUUCUUGGACUUUUUGUUCCAAGGGAGGUUUUUGCGGUACGGUUUCCAGGCGUACCCCUUCAACCGCGACCCCCAGCAGUUCACUGACUACAUGUCGGACAUGUUCCCUCCAUUUGCCAACUGUGAGCUCCACAACGAGGUGCAGCUGACCAACAAACGGAUCGAGCGUCUCGGCUGCCACCUCACUGUGAUGGAGCUGUACGAGAAGGUGUUCCUGGUGUUGUGGCUAUGGCUCAUCAUCAUGACCACCAUGACUGUUGGCUACCUGUUCUUCCUGGCUCUGAUGUGGGUGCCAUGGGCACGGCUCAUAAUGCUGAGGAUUGCCAAGCCUCUCAAUGCCAAGGACACAAUCCGCAACACCAUCUGCAACAUCGUCAGCACCUGCAAGAUUGGAGACGUGUAUCUCUUGUACCGCCUGAAGCAGCACUUCAGCCACGCUCGCUACUACGAGCUGCUGACGCGCCUCUCAGACCAAGACUUCCUGCGCACAAUGAUGGACAGUGUGGCCAUCGACCACCACGGCCACAAGGGCGGCCAAGACCUGCGUCAACGCAAGAACAACCCUAAACCCCAAGGAACUGAAACAUGGCUGUCAUAGGCCAUGGCGGCACCGACAUUAUCCGCCAAUUGGUGGGUAAUGUCGUGAAUAUCUUCAAGAAGAAACGUGCGCCUUGCACCUCCCCCUGCGAUGGACUUGUCCUCAAGAUGCAUUAUCAGUGGACCUUCUGGCUAUUGCUUGCUGGGUUCUCUGCUGUCUGGUAUUCCUGGUACCACCGCGACGUGAUCACUUGUGUGUCACACUUCAACGCUGAGACCCAGGUUCGCCUGGACUACAUCAACAUCUGCCUCUCCUACCCCUACGUGGAGGAAAGCAGCACAGACCGCAGAUUCCUUCUUUUCUACAGAUGGAUCCACUGGACUCUCCUGGUGCUAGCUGGCAUUUACUACAUCCCCCGAAAAAUCUCCAAAAACUCAGAAAACCCAAAGGUGAAGAAACUCAUUGAGGACCUUGCUGUGAAUUCUCACCGGUAUGACCAGAUAGAGAAGGAGCUGGUGGACCGGGCCGCUCGCUUUAUUGCCAACAACCUCAAGACCCACAAUGGCCUUUACUACAAGUUUGUCAUUUGUAAUGUAGUAGCUCUUAUUGUUGAUAUUAUUAGUUUCCAGUUCCUGGACUUUGUGUUCCAGGGACGUUUCCUCCACUAUGGGUGGAUGGCCUACCCUUACACCCGAGAUCCAGUCAAUUUCUCUGAUUACAUGUCCAGAACAUUCCCACCCUUUGCCAAGUGUGAGCUGGGCGUUGUGAACAAAUUGGUUGGCCAGAGAACUGAGAAAUUUGGUUGUCAUUUAACGGUGAUGGAGCUGUACGAGAAAGUGUUCCUGGGUGUGUGGGUGUGGCUCAUACUGCUGACCACCAUCACUUGUGCUUACUUGAUCUUCCUUGGCUUCAUGUGGCUGCCAUACUUCCGACUCAUGAUGCUGAAGGUUGCCAAGCCCCUCAAUGCCAAAGACACAGUGAGUAACACCAUAGUCUCCGUGGUCAACUGCUGCAAGAUUGGAGACGUCUAUCUUCUCUAUCGCCUCAAGCAGCACCUGAGCCACGCGCGCUUCUACGAACUCUUGACACGUCUCUCUGACCCGGAGCUCAUCAAGACCAUGCUGGAGGACCCGGCAGACAGGGCCGUCCAUGCUAGAAACCAGGACAACUUGCGCAACAGGAAGCCAAACAUAAACAUGGGGCCAAAGGGGAAGUUCAGCAACCCCGACAUCUUCAUCCCGCAGGACUACGGUCGACCCAACACAAGCAUCCUGGUGGAGUAAUGCUUGCGUGUAGGCUGAGAAGUACUUACUGGCGCCAGGGGAGGGAGCUUAGCCUGUCGCGCUUCAGUGUUGUAUUUUUUUAUUUAUUCAUUUUAUGAAGUAGAUGUUUAAGCUCAAAAGUCCAUAGGGGUGGAGAUUGAUGCUUCUGCCUCUCCUUGUAGCAUAACUUUCAUUAGUGAUACACAAACUAUUGACUGUGGUAUUUUUACAACUGUUUUUGCCUUUUGUCUUGUGGCUGUUGACUGAGGGAGAAAAGGCUCAUGGAUGAAUUGUGUAAUGACCGUCCACACAUGUUGUCUCCUGUUCAUAUUUUAAUGUAAAAAAGUUAGUAUUUAUAAGCGUUUUGGUAGGGUGUCUCAAUGCCAUGGCAUUGUGUGGUUUGUGACGUAAGUGUUCAUGUUGCAUUCAGUUCAGGUGUGAUACCUUGUGGCCUCGUGUUGUGCUGGGACGUUAUGUAACAUUUCUGCAUUGUUUUGUGCAGGAGUAACAUUUCCUGCUCAGCACGAUGCUUCUGUUACGUCAGGUCUACAGCGCGAUGCCUUUGGUGUUGCUUGAUAACGUUAGUGUCUGGUGUUGCAUUCAUAUUGCUGUGUAACACCACAGUUCUGCUGUGCUACUCUGAGCAUAAUGCCGUGGUGUUGUAUUGACUUAGCUACACGCAUGGUGGAUGGGCUUGAAAGAGAAUGUGAUCUGUGAAUUUUAAUGUUGAUGUGUGACUGUGUUCUUUUUAGCAGGUUGCCCAAGCCAGGCAGUGAAAGAAGCAUUUAACAGGUUUCUGCUUUUGAUCAAUUUUAAGUAUUUGGCCUUUUAUGAAAUUUUACUGCUUGACAUUUUUUUAUCUAUUUAAAUUUUUCUUAUGACUUAAGAUACACUGUUAUUGCAAGUAAUAUUUUGACAUUUUUUAUGACAUGCCAGUGUAUGAAUGACUUGCUAUCAAUGCCAUAAUGGAUGACAAUCAUGCUGUCAUUUUUUGUACUAUUGAAAAUAAACUUUUACAUAUA